Molecule: messenger RNA, 1730 nt
Organism: Helianthus annuus (common sunflower)
Lineage: Eukaryota; Viridiplantae; Streptophyta; Magnoliopsida; Asterales; Asteraceae
Product: glycosyltransferase BC10
Exons: 11
Coding region: 378-1499 (373 amino acids)
Cellular component (GO): membrane
Molecular function (GO): glycosyltransferase activity
Source: RefSeq, a predicted model, not a curated record
GUACCUAAAAGUACCCGCUACACCUAUCACUCGUUAACGCACACUUAAAAGCAACUUCGGGUGACCCGAUUAAGACGGGUCACGACUCACGAACAACCCAUGACCUUGCUUGGCUGCCAUUAAUGGCGUCUGGUGGUCUCCACUAAGCUCCACCAAUUUCUUCACUGACUCCACUCACAAGCAUCUCGGCGGAGCUUCCGAUCUCAUAUUCCACCACCACAUUUUCACCGAUUUUAACCGUCAAACCCAACAUGAACAACUUCUAGAUCUCAAUCUCGUUAAAUCUCGAAACCGCUAGAUGAAAGUAUGAAACAGUGUAUUCUAUCUGUAAUUCUGUUAACAUGCUGAUUGAAUUAACUAUUUGAAGCUGUUGUUCGAUGAAGCGGAAGCCUGUUUCUGCUAGGUUACGAAACAAAUGGAAGACGAAGGUGUUUGCAGUGGUUUUAGUAGGUUUUUGUAUCUCUACGGUUUUGUUAAUGGAGGCACAGUACAGACAAAUCGGUGCGUCUUCUUCCAGAUUUUCUCUGUUCGAUCGAAAACCUAAAAUCGCCUUCUUAUUUCUCGCUCGAAAUCGGCUUCCGCUUGACCUCCUUUGGCAUGAAUUCUUCGAGGGAGGGAAUGAAAAUCGUUUUUCGAUUUACGUUCAUUCUAGGCCCGGUUUCCUACUUAACAAAUUGACAACAAGAUCUACUUAUUUUUUGGACCGGCAAGUUAAUAAUAGCAUACAGAUAUAUUGGGGAGAAGCAAGCAUGAUACAAGCUGAGAUUAUUUUGCUUCAACAUGCACUUAUGGAUCCUUCUAAUGAACGAUUUGCUUUCCUUUCAGACAGUUGUAUUCCUUUGUACAACUUUAGCUACACAUACGAUUACAUAAUGUCAACAUCAACUAGCUUCGUAGACAGCUUUGCUGAUACAAAGGAAGGUCGUUACAAUCCUAAAAUGGAUCCGGUUAUUCCUGCUAACCACUGGAGGAAAGGCUCUCAGUGGGUGAUUCUGACCAGAAAGCAUGCAGAGAUUAUUGUAAAAGAUGAUGUUGUCUUUCCUAUGUUUCAGCAGCAUUGCCAGAGGAAAUCGUUACCUGAGUUUUGGCGGGAUCGUCCUGUUCCGGCUGACAAUUCGAAGGAGCAUAAUUGCAUACCUGAUGAACAUUAUGUGGCAACAUUACUUGCACAAAAAGGCCUUGAAGGAGAACUCACAAGGAGGAGUUUAACUCACACUUCAUGGGAUAUCUCAUCAAGCAAAGGCCGUGAAAGGCAAGGGUGGCAUCCCGUCACCUACAAAUUGGCUGAUGCUACUCCCAUGCUUGUUCAAUCUAUUAAGGAUAUCGACAAUAUCUACUAUGAGACAGAAUACCGAAGAGAAUGGUGUACCAGCAAGGGAAAACCGGCCCCUUGCUUUCUUUUUGCUAGGAAAUUUACUCGGCCUGCUGCCAUGCGUCUUCUUAAAAUGUCGGCAUUAGGUGUUUCUAAGGAAGGAAGCAGUUACUCUUUCAUGAGGUAAAGUGUACAGAAAUUGAUACGUUUGAAGACAGCCUGGUAGGUUUUUGUUACUACUUUGUUGUGUGCAACUUGUAUGAAAAUAAAUGUGUUGUAGAAAAGAAAAGCUAAAGGGAACCUACAACUGCUGAGUUAGUUUGAUAUGUGCUUUGUGUAUAUACAUAGCUUGAAAUCUUAAUCACAUGGAUUGGUGAGUUUUGAUUCAUUCUAUCAUUUUUCUGGUCGGGUUUUCAUU